Messenger RNA from Closterium sp. Naga37s-1, 732 nucleotides. NCBI's taxonomy places the organism in Eukaryota, Viridiplantae, Streptophyta, Zygnematophyceae, Desmidiales, Closteriaceae. The record is from the annotation of a GenBank genome assembly.
AUGUCAUCCGAAACACUCACACCCGCGGCAGCACUCCCUUUCGCACCCACCUUGCUCUCUCCCCUGUCCCUCUCCCCAUCAUCUCCCUUCACCUCCAAGGCAGUUCCUGCUCUCUCCUCAGCACUUUCCCUCCUCUUUUCCUCCCGUUGUUUCCCCUCCACUCCUUUUUCUCUCUCCUUAUCCCUGGCGGCUCCUCUUUUGCGCAUUUCCUCAGGAGAAACUGACCUCUUCCGCUUCAUCCUGUCAUUUUCUUUAUCACUACCCCUCUCCCUCUCCUUCUCCCCUCUCGCUCCUUCCUCUCUUCUCCCUCCUUCCUCCCUUGUCCUUCCUUCCUCUUACCUCCCUCCUUACCCUAUUCUCCCCUUUUCCUCCACUUCCCUUUUUCCCUCUGUUCUCUCUGCCCCCUCUUUUCUCUCGACUUUCACUGCUUGCCGAUUCGCUUGUGCUGCUCCUUGUAUCCCUGCUCUCGCUCCUCCCAGUCCUCCCCCUUUCCGUCCCAUCCUCCUCUCUCUCCUCAUCCGAGCCAUAACUCCUCUCUCCCUCUUCCCUCGUCUCCUCCUCCUCACUCUGGUCUCCGCCCUCUCCUCUCUCCUCUCUAUCCACCAUCCCUCCUGCUGCACGUUCACCAGCCAUCACACCGUUCCCUUCCCCAGCCCCUCCUCCUGCUUCUGCUUCUCCCUUCAAACCCACUCCCCCCUUCUUUACCCUACCCUACCCCGAUUGCCCCUCUAG